This is a messenger RNA of Rhizophagus irregularis DAOM 181602=DAOM 197198, 2058 nucleotides long. RefSeq lists its product as uncharacterized. The record is from RefSeq and is a predicted model, not a curated record. Gene Ontology annotation, cellular component: mitochondrion. NCBI's taxonomy places the organism in Eukaryota, Fungi, Glomeromycota, Glomeromycetes, Glomerales, Glomeraceae.
AUACAGAAUCUUCCCCUAAUUUAAUAAAAAAAUGUUUAAAUUAUAUUUAUAAUUUUAUAUCUGAUUAUAUUAUCGAACCUAUAUUAAUAUCAUGUCGAUUUACUUAUUUAUUAUGUAUAUUUUUACCUUUGAUCAUUGGUUCACCAUUAAUAUUUUUUGGUAAAAGAGUUCCUGAAUGUAAUGAUGAAAGAACAGGAACUCUCUGGUGGUACAAUAAGUUGAUGAGAAGCAUGGAAAUGGCCGGGCCAACAUUUAUCAAGUUGGGACAAUGGGCUGCUUCAAGAACUGAUAUAUUUCCUCAAGAGAUGUGUAUUCGUUUAUCAAAACUUCAUUCUGCCGUUGAUCCACAUCCAUUUCAUGAAACAAAAAGGGUUAUUGAGAAAGCAUUUAAUAGACCUUUUGAAGAAAUUUUUAUUAAUUUUGAUAUGGAUCCGAUUGGAAUAGGUGCUAUUGCACAGGUUUAUAAAGCUGUUAUCCGAUCUGAAGUUCUUCCAAAUUCUUUUUUUAAUGAUGAUUCUGAUGAAUCUGAUGAAUCUCGUCCUCCUAUGGUAGCCAUAAAAAUUUUACAUCCUUCUUCUGAAAAUAAUAUACGUAGAGAUUUAAAGAUUUUGAUGGUAUUUGCAAAGAUAAUUAAUGUAAUUCCUACAAUGCAAUGGCUUUCAUUUCCAGAAGAAGUUAAAAUGUUUGGAAAUAUGAUGCAAAAACAAUUAGAUUUAAGAAUUGAAGCAACAAAUUUAUUAGAAUUUCAAAAAAAUUUCAAUAAUCGAAGUAGUAUAAAUUUUCCUAAACCUUUAAUAUUAUAUACUACAAAGAAUAUGUUAAUUGAAGAAUAUGAAAGAGGGAUAAAUAUUAAAUUAUUUCUUGAUAAUGGAGCUGGAAUAUUUGAUCAUAUGAUUGCAAAUAUGGGACUUGAUGCUUUUCUGCAUAUGCUUAUUCUUGAUAAUUUUGUACACGCUGAUUUACAUCCUGGGAACAUAAUGGUUAAAUUUACAAAACAAAAUACUUAUAAUGUAUUAAAACAAUUUUGGAGAAAUUAUACAUCAUCAGAUGAACAAAAAGCGAAAAUUAGAAGAUAUUAUGAUCGAGAAUCAGAUAUUGCAAUAGAAAGACUUUUAUCAAAAAGAAAUGAUAAAACACUUUGGUUAGAUGAAUUAAAAAAUUUAUGUGAAGAAGGAUAUUUACCACAAUUAAUAUUUUUAGAUACAGGUUUAGUUACAAGUUUAAAUGAUGAAAAUCGAAGAAAUUUUUUAGAUUUAUUUCGUGCUAUAGCAGAAUUUAAUGGUUAUGAAGCUGGUAAAUUAAUGAUUAAUAGAUGUAAAACUCCUAAUUUAGUUAUAGAUGGAGAAAUUUAUGCAUUAAAAAUGCAACAUUUAAUUUUAACAAUUAAAUCUUUAACAUUACAAUUAGGUAAAAUUAAAAUUUCGGAUAUUUUGGUUAACGUAUUACAUAUGGUUAGACAACAUCAUGUUAAAUUAGAAGGUGAUUUCGUUAAUGUUAUAAUUUCUAUAUUAUUAUUAGAAGGUAUAGGUAGACAAUUAGAUCCAACUAUGGAUUUAUUAAAAAGUGCUUUACCUAUAUUACGUAAAUUAGGUUCUAAAGGUGCUGGUAAAGGUGUUUUGGAAGGUAUAAAAGAUAUUCCAGGUGGUAAUGCUUGGUGGUUAAAAGUUUGGUUUUGGUUAGAAGCUAGAGAAUGGGUUGAUAAUGCUUCAUGGAAUUAUUAUUCUUUAUUAUUUCAUAGAAAUGUUUCGUGGCCUGAUAUGUGAUGGGAAAAGGAAAAAAUGGAAAUGUGAAAAAUGGGAAAUGGAAAACAGGAAUUGGGAAUGGAAAUGGGAAAUGGGAAAUGGGAAAUGGAAACAGGAAUUGGGAAUGGGAAAUUGAUAACGGAAACAGGAAAUUGGGAAUGGGAAUGGGAAAUGGAAGUGGAUAUGGAAAAUGGGAAACUUUUUCACGUUAAAUCGAAAAAAGGUUACUUCUAACCAGUUAUAAAAGAAAUCACAAUGUAGAAUCAGUAACUUUUGGGUAGAAAAAUUUCAUUACGUAAACCGUUUUAUUAAAGAG